This is a messenger RNA of Xiphophorus hellerii (green swordtail), 1190 nucleotides long. Its product is annotated as placenta-specific gene 8 protein-like. Lineage: Eukaryota; Metazoa; Chordata; Actinopteri; Cyprinodontiformes; Poeciliidae. The record is from RefSeq and is a predicted model, not a curated record. The transcript has 6 exons. The coding region runs from base 181 to 543 and encodes 120 amino acids.
GUGCGCUUUCAACCGAGGCGACUUGUUAUAUAAGGGCUGCGUGACAAAGAGUCCUCAACACAAGCUUUGGUCACAAAGGGGUUGUCUGUGCAGAAAGUCCAGAUCCCUAUCACGGCCCCAGAUUCUGAGAGCUGUUUCACUUCGUCGUGUUUUAUCAACUCCACACCACGCUAAAAAGACAUGGCUUACCAUCCGCCCUCGUCCAGCCCUGGGACCUGGAGCACCGGCCUGUUCGACUGCUGCAAAGACACCAGCGGCUGUUUGUUCGGGUUGUGCUGUUUCCCCUGCAUGCAGUGUCAGACUGCCAAAGAGUACGGAUGGUGCUGCCUCAUGCCGCUCCUGGACAUCUGCGGCGUGGUGUCUUGUAUACUCCGCUCCAACAUCAGAGACCGCCACAACAUUCCUGGCUCAGGCUGCGACGACUGCUUAAAAAUAGCGUGCUGCUACGCCUGCGUGUGGUGCCAGAUGAAUCGAGAGCUGAAGAUCAGGGGCAGCAAUCAGUCGGGCGACAACGUGGUCACCGCUCAAGUGGGCAGAGAUUAACGUUCCGCCGACUCAGAGGUGGCGUGUUGAGUUUGUCUGAAAUGUUCUGCAAACACUUCAGGUGGACCGCAGUCAUAAUUACAGGAAAAACCAACGCAGUUUAAAACGUGUGUUAGUUUAGUGCUUUUCUGCUCGUUGUGGUCCAACAUUUCCUUUUGCUACUUUUCUAAGGUUUUAGAAUUAUAAAGCGAUUGACUCUUACUGGCAUGUUUAGCAGCCUGUGUUAUAUCAACAAGGCUGACGUUUCUGACUUUUGUUCCUCAAUAAAAUACUUUUUGCAACUCUUCACCCUUACUUAAUUGUGUAUAUCUGAAUCUGUGCUGUGAUACUUAGACUGUGAUACAUCUGCCAACACGUAUGGUGAAUCUGAUUAACCUGAAAAAAAAAAAGUUCGGUUCCUCAGGAGUGCUUUUCUUGAUAUUUGCUUAUUUGCAUCCUUUGGUGAAGCCACAAUUGUUGUGUUUCUAUGGAUACAGCUCAAAACGUCAGGGGUUUUACAGUAUGUUUUUUUUAAUCACUCAGAUUUAUCACACAAAAAUAUUUCAAGUCUAAUUCCUGGCAUUUUAAUGAUUAUUUCUCACUAAUAAAGAAAACCAAAAUGUAUUGUCUUGAAUGUUACAGAAGGUCAAUAAAAGUAAGAUCAUUUA